AUACGGAGUAUUUGGGCAAACUUUUUUUUCAAUACACCAACUUUUUUUUUUGAGAUUUCCUACUACUUUCUGUUUACCUCACCGGGAAGAAAACAGCAGUUUUAGCAGUAUACAGGGCGAUGGCUGUACAGCUUUCCUGUGCGUGGCUUAACGGUGCCGCAAUCCCUUCCACGGCCGGACGUUAUCCUCACUGCCGGAGCAAUCCUCCGACGGCUCUCUCUGCGGCGGCGUGCGCUUCUUUUCCUCCAUCUUCUGUCGAGAUCAUUGGUGGAAAAACUAAUGAGUUGUACUUAAAUGAGAGUUCAAAACUUUGUACUAUUUUAGAGGGAUGCCAAGAAAAGUAUGAUUGGAAUGAUUUGGAGACUGAUAUCUAUUACUGGACAAAACAACUAAGACCAGUUCAGUGGUAUCCUGGCCAUAUUGCCAAAACCGAGAAAGAGCUCAAGGAACAGCUGAAAUUGAUGGAUGUUGUCAUAGAGGUUCGCGAUGCAAGGAUUCCNGUGGGGGGGGGGGGGUGUAUCAGAUUGUCAUUGACAAGAUAUUCUUGAACAGAUGGACUCCUGGCUCGGUACUAAAAAGCGCAUUUUAGUUUUGAACCGGGAGGAUAUGGUAUCUGAGGCUGAUCGAAAUGCUUGGGCUGCUUAUUUUGCUAGUCAAGGAAUAAAAGUUGUGUUCUCCAAUGGACAACUGGGUAUGGGAACCAUGAAGCUAAGUCGCUUAGCAAAAACUUUAGCAGGAAGUGUGAACAUAAAGCGCCGGGCAAAAGGGUUACUUCCUCGCCCAGUUCGAGCAGGAAUCAUUGGGUAUCCAAAUGUUGGUAAAUCAUCUCUGAUCAAUCGGCUACUGAAGCGUCGAAUGUGUCCUGCUGCUCCGAGACCAGGUGGGUCCGUUUAGGGAAAGAUUUAGAACUGCUGGAUUCUCCUGGCAUAAUUCCAAUGAGGAUUAGUGAUCAGACGUCGGCAAUAAAGCUUGCCAUAUGCGACGACAUUGGUGAAAAAUCCUAUGACGUAACAGAUGUCGCUGCUAUUCUAGUGCAAAUGCUCUCUAGGCAUCCUACUUUAGGCAAUAAAGUUCAGGACCGCUACAAAAUCAAGAUCGAUGGUCACUGUGGUAAACUGUUUGUCCAGAAACUCGCGCUUCAGUUAUUCAAUGGAGACAAGCACCAAACAUCGUUCCGUAUAUUGUCAGAUUUCAGAAAAGGGAAGUUUGGAUGGGUGUCCCUUGAGAGGCCGCCGCGGUGACUUUGCCUACCCUACACGUCGUAAAGCCUCUCCAUCUCCUCGAUCUGCAAGAUAUUGCAGCAGGGUUGGACUUUGGUAGACUGUAAAAUUAACUGGUCAGUUUUUUCUUUCUUGAACAAAUAUCUAUUUUUGUAUAACAUAUGUUGUGUUACAUCUAGGCGAAAUGUUGGACUAAAAUAUAAAAGUGUUAUUGUG
Molecule: messenger RNA, 1436 nt
Organism: Cuscuta campestris
Lineage: Eukaryota; Viridiplantae; Streptophyta; Magnoliopsida; Solanales; Convolvulaceae
Source: the annotation of a GenBank genome assembly